Molecule: messenger RNA, 735 nt
Organism: Colletotrichum gloeosporioides
Lineage: Eukaryota; Fungi; Ascomycota; Sordariomycetes; Glomerellales; Glomerellaceae
Exons: 6
Coding region: 1-735 (244 amino acids)
Source: RefSeq, a predicted model, not a curated record
AUGUCUGAUUCAUUGUCAGUUGCCGGAAGUGUUGUGGGAAUCGUCUCGCUUGGCGCUUUACAUUACUACAAUGCUUUUGCAAACGCGGAGUCGGACGUCGCACAGAUUCUCACAAAGUUGGAAAGCCUUCAAAAGCUACUUGAUAGCUUAUAUCGCCAGCUUAAGGACCGCAAAUUCUGCUUGAACGACCGUUAUGUCUUGCCAAAAGACACUCUGGCUAUUGCAAAAGCCCUCGGUCGACGGCUUGCUUACCCAUUCCGAGAGAAGACAUUGAGAAGGCGUGAAGAGGAUAUCGCUGAGCUGCAGCUGAACGACACCGGUAACAUUCGGAACGAAGUGGAGGAAACCAAGACUUUGAUGGACCUAGUUAACAAGAAAGUCUUUGAAUGGUUGAAAGCCCCUGACGCUACGAUCGACUUUAAUGAAGCCUGGCCCCGCGUACAAGUCAUGGCCCGAAAUACUGGGCUCUUUCUCUGGCUGAGCGGCUUUGCUGGCUGCGGCAAAUCUGUCCUCUGCUCCACGGCUAUCCAGUACGCCUUUCGACAUCGGAGGUCCAGCCCACGAGUCGCCAUCGCGUUCUUUUCUUUUCUUUCACCGAUGUCAGCAAGCAGAAUGUGUCGUCCAUGCUGCGCUCCUUGGUGCUACAGCUGUUUGGCUAACUCAAUGGCGGCUGCAACUAUGUACUGCGAUUACGAGACACCUACCGCAAUUCUACGCCACCAGACCAAGUCUUAA